AUGUCCCAUGCCGGCACUGCGCCCGGAGGCAAGGUUCGCCUCACCAACUAUCCCGCCAUCGCCAAUGCACCGCUCCCUGCCGAGGGCAAUGGUUCCUUCAACAACAUUCACCUCGCUCUCCUUGUCCUCCUCACCCCCGCUGUGCUGCUGCGAGUCAUUCCCUUCAUCAAGCCAAGCUGGUUUUCUUGGUUUGGCUAUUUCUUCCUCGUCGCCCUCACUGGUGUCCCCGUCACGGUCGGCUACUGGACUGUCAUGAGCCACAUUGGCCCUCGCAAGAACGAGAAGGUUCAGCUCCCUGGCAAUCCACUGGACCACUACAUUACCAUCAAGGACGCCAAGCUCAAGGCAAAGUACGCAAACAAGAAGAUCCCGAUGGAGAUCUUUUACGAAGCCUACUUUGACGGACUGAUUGACAUCAAGGGCGACAUGCUCGAGCUUCUCGAGCACCGACUCGACUGGUCGCUGAUGCACAUGACCCCUGAGCUGUUCAAGUUUGUCUUUACCGUCCUCAUCCCCGACGUGCUUACCCACUCGGCAAAGGCAGACGAAGACAUGGUCCGAGACCACUACGACCGAGGCGACGACUUCUACGAAUGGUUCCUGGGACCGCAGAUGAUCUACACGUCGGGCAUCGUCACUGAUCCAACACGCAAAGAGACGCUCGAGGAGCUGCAGGACAACAAGCUGGCCACCGUCUGCUCCAAGCUGGCCCUCAAGCCGGGCGAGAAGCUGCUCGACAUUGGCUGCGGCUGGGGCACCCUGACUGCGUUUGCAGCAAAGAACUUUGGCGUCGAUGCGACUGGUGUCACCCUGGCGCGCAACCAGACCAAGUUUGGCAACGAACGCAUUGCCAAGAACGGGCUGACCAAGGACCAGGCCAGGAUCCUGUGCCAGGACUACCGCGACAUUCCCGUCGAGAGGGGCUACUACGACAAGAUUUCGAGCCUGGAAAUGGCAGAGCACGUCGGCAUUCGCCACUACUCGCGCUUCCUCGACGACAUCUACCAGCGCCUCAACGACGACGGUACCUUUUUGCUCCAGGUCGCCGGCCUGCGUCCCCAGUGGCAGUACUGGGACCUGAUCUGGGGCUUGUUCAUGAACAAAUACAUCUUCCGUGGUGCCGACGCCUCGUGCAGCCUCGGCUGGGUCAUCAACAAGCUCGAGGCCGCCGGCUUCGAGGUCCGCAGUGUCGACGUCCUCGGUGUCCACUACAGCGCCACGAUCCAGCGCUGGCUGGAGAACUGGAUCAGCAACGAGGACAAGGUGCGAGCCAAGUACGGCGAGCGGCUGUGGCGCAUCUGGCUCUUUUUCCUCGCCAGCUCCGUCAUCAUUGCCAGGGAAGGCGGCUCGAGCCUAUUCCAGAUCACCUGCACAAAGAAUCUCAACGCCACGCACCGCAUCGAGGGCGUCUUUUCCCACAACAACAUUCACCCCAAGCCCCCGCGCUCGUUUGAGAGCGUCUACAACAAGGGCGAUGCCCAGCUGCCUUGA
Molecule: messenger RNA, 1491 nt
Organism: Acaromyces ingoldii
Lineage: Eukaryota; Fungi; Basidiomycota; Exobasidiomycetes; Exobasidiales; Cryptobasidiaceae
Product: S-adenosyl-L-methionine-dependent methyltransferase
Exons: 3
Coding region: 1-1491 (496 amino acids)
Biological process (GO): cellular response to biotic stimulus
Source: RefSeq, a predicted model, not a curated record